Molecule: messenger RNA, 2258 nt
Organism: Hypoxylon trugodes
Lineage: Eukaryota; Fungi; Ascomycota; Sordariomycetes; Xylariales; Hypoxylaceae
Product: Alpha/Beta hydrolase protein
Exons: 6
Coding region: 306-1937 (543 amino acids)
Source: RefSeq, a predicted model, not a curated record
GAGCAUUGUUAAACACUCUUUCGAGACUAUUGAGAGCAUCACGGUGCGAAAUAAUUUCUUUGGCAUGGGCCGAGUGAGCCAUUUUCUAACAUUGUUGAUAUUUGCUUCGAAUACAAAUAUCACGCCUGGUCUUGCCAGUUUUCUCUAUAACAAUAUGAAUCAAUGUGAUCCAACUAUUCUCUUGUUUCUUGAUUAGUCGCUUCAUUAGGUGAGGAUAGGGCUGAAUCCUUCGCAUCUCUGAAUUACGUUGUACAGACACCAAGGAUCAGAUCCCUGUAUUGAUAUUCCCCCUGAAUCAAGCUAAGAUGAGGCUCUCUUCAAUUUUUACCCCUAUAUGCAUAUGCGUGGGAGUCGUGUCAAGAGUUCUGGCAGUCACUACAAAUGGCACAAAUAUGGUAUAUGGUUUCGACUCGAUACCAACGUCCCCAGAUCUGCAAUGGGUACCAUGCUUCGACGACUUCACUUGUGCGAACCUAGAAGUUCCGAUCGACUACGAAGAUCCUACUCUUGGUACCACCUCUAUCGCGUUCAUAAAAUUAAGGGGCGAAAAUGCUACCGACGAUGCACAGAGUAUUCUAAUCAACCCAGGUGGCCCUGGAGGUUCAGGCGUGGAUAUGCUUCUCACGUAUAGAGCCAAUGCUGGCCCAAUAUUCGGUUCACAAUAUAAUGCCAUCUCGUUUGAUCCGCGGGGGGUGAAUAACAGCGGGUUAGUAUUUGACUGCUUCGCUGGCAACUCCGCAGCAAAAACAGCCCUCGUUAGGCUUCACACUCCCGGUAGAGUUAACGCUUCCACGGAAUCUAUCAUAAAUCAAUAUUAUUCAGCGACCAUAUUAGGUGAAUGGUGCGACGUUGCCGUCCGGGAAAAUUCUCCUUAUGGCUACUAUGUCACUACACCGGCAGUGGUCCGGGAUAUGAUUACUUUCAUCGAAGCAGAGGCGGAAUCGAUUGGAAAACCGAAGGCCGAUGCCAAACUUUGGUUUUAUGGUCUCAGUUAUGGCACUAUAAUUGGCACUACCUUCGCGUCUCAAUUCCCAGAUAGAGUCGGUCGAAUGAUUUUGGAUGGUGUCGUUGAUGUUGAACAGUAUUACACUAAUACUUGGAGGGACAACGUCGUGCAAGAUGACGAAAUGGUAAACUCCUUUGCCAAGUUCUGCUAUCAGGCCGGUCCCAAUAAUUGCUUAUUUUGGGGGCCUUCCGCAGAGAACAUAACGAAUCGCCUUGAUCGCAUUAUGUUACAGUUGGAGCAGGAACCUAUUCCUCUAUCUGGGCUCGAUACGGGCAAGCUUCCGACAUUAGUAACCGUAUCUGACUUGAAGGGUUACAUCUUAAGCGCUGGGUACGAACCUCUGGUUUAUUUCCCGCUAUUAGCGGACACUCUCGUUAAUGUGGAGAGGGGAAACGUCUCUACUCUAGCCGGUGUAGUAGAGAGUUUCGGACAGUUCCCUGAUGCCGACAACAUAAUCAGAUGUGCCGACACUUACACAAGAAAUAAACUCGUUACCCUUGAUGCAUACAGGGAGUAUGUCGAGUUUACGACGUCGAAGAGCCGAUAUGUAGGGGAUAUCUAUCCUACAUCUAACGAUAUCGUUACAUGCAGGGGGUUCCAUCAUAACUUACCUGACAGCAUGACUUUUCAAGGGCCCCUUCCACCAACAAGCAACGGCACGGCUUUUCCUAUUCUCUUCGCGAGCAACACUAUUGAUCCCAUCACACCGAUCGUCGGGGCUCGAAAAAUGGCAGAGGGAUUCCCAGGCUCGGUUGUGCUAACCCAAGAAGCUGUUGGACAUACCGUCGCUAAUCAAGGUGGCUCGCCGUGUUACUUUAAUUAUCUACAUGCUUACCUCGCUGGCACUAUGCCUCCACCUCACGUCACUUGUCCUAUUGAUCGCGUACCAUUUAUAGAUGGUGGGGUUAUGGCCGUGGUUGAAGGCACCUAAGCAGUGACGGAAUGUGCCGAAAAUAAUUCCUGAGUGUUGGGCUCGUCCGUUUUCAUGGCCUCAUUUCGGCGAUAGAAUAAGAAAAUAAUUCAAGAGACACGGUAAAAAUAUGAGUUCUUGGGAACACCAGUAAAUUUACUUCUAGAGGGUGUAAUAAUACGUUGAAAUAAUGCUGUUAUACACGGUUACGUAUUACAAAUACAGAACAUGAUGCGCUAUAUUUAGCGACCUUUUAUAGUGGGAUGCCUACCUGGGUACAGGGCUUACAUCAAUUACUUCCUGGCUCCCGUCGAUUAUAAUCACAAGGGCUUUCGCGCUAAA